AUCUCUUGCUCUUCAUUCUUCUUUUCUGUCUAACUGAGUGACACGCGGACUAUGAAAAAUAUGACUUUCCGUCGCGUAAAGAAGCUGAAUUCAAGCGAUCCGGACAGCGGGUCGUUGUGUCACGACAGUGGAGAUAUUUACUUCACGUCCUCUAAAUCGGACAGCUGUGGGAUUGUGAAUCGUGGACCCUCAAACUCCACCGAGGUUUACAAUUAUAAAACCCUUGCUUACUCAGGAGGAACCCUACCGAGGAACUUUAAAAAGAACGGUGGGCUGCAGAAAUGGAAGCCCCUCACGCAGUCUCCAGAACCGCAAAGAAAAACUGUGAUCCUGCAGAAGAAAGAAGAGGAGUCCUUUGGCUUCGAGAUCCAGACAUACGGGCUUCAUCACCAAAGUGAGAACUCGGUGGAGAUGUGCACCUUUGUUUGCAAAGUCCACGAAGACAGUCCCGCUCUACUCGCAGGCCUUAAAGUUGGUGACACGAUUGCCAGCGUGAACGACACUUCAGUUGACGGAUUUCGCCAUAAAGAAAUUGUCCAGCUCAUUAAAUCAUCAGGAAACAACAUUAGGCUAGAAACCGUCUACAGCGACUCUAUAAGAAAAGCAGAACUGGAAGCUCGUCUGCAGUAUCUAAAGCAAACCCUGCAUGAGAAAUGGGAUGAGUACAGGUCUCUGAUGGUACAAGAGCAGCGGCUCGUGCAUGGUAUCGUGAUGAGUGAUGUGGCGAUGUACGAGUCUCUGGAAUCAGCUGGUGUUUAUGGGAGUCUGGGAGCUCCGAGUCCUGCAGCGUUGCGAGCGUUACGGGGAACCGACAGCACCAGCAGCAGCGUCAGCCAUCUGAGCGCCGCCACGGCUGAAGACGACCCGCUCUACCAGACCUGCAUCUUCAACAACACCAGCAAUGACCAGAUCCACGCUAAACAGGAGAACACUCGCCCACGUCUCAUUCGACCCGCCAGCGAGCUCUUCACCACUGCUAAAACCAGCCUGACCCGCAGUGCCAGCACACGCAGCUACUUGAGGCCUCCAUCAUCAUCAUCAUCAGCAUCAUCAUCAGCAGUGCCAAACGGAGAAAAACAGCAGUGCGGAGGCUUCAGCAGCCUGCAGCGCAAACCAAAACAGAAGAGCUUCAGGCGGAGGCUGCUCAAGUACAUCCCCGGACUCAACAGACCUCUGGAGGAGGAGGAAAGCAAACUGUGAGACAUGAGAAAUGCAUCCAAAGACAGACCAAAACUGGAGGAGAAACCAAAGAACAGUUGACUGACUGAUUGAGAGCCAGAGAAUGCUAGUCAUUUAGCUCUUCUGAAAACAAAUGCUUUGUUACUUUACUCACCCUCAGGGUCUUCUAGGAGGCUUCAGUGGAAUAUUAAAGAAGAUUUUUAAUCUUUUAGACAAUGGCUACCUGCACUUUGAGAGUCUUCAGACCAUCUUAAAUGCACUGAGGACUGUUUGCUUAGUGUGUGGAAUAAAGGUAAUAACGUAUAUCUCUUGUUCUUGCACAAACCAAUCACUUUGCUGCAAAAUAUCUGUCUAUCAUUAAUCAUGGGGGUUAAUUUUGUUGGUUUGUUGGUUUGUUUUUGACUCCAAAAGUGCAAGUAUUUCCUGAAUGAUCAAACGAGCGCAGUUUCAGCCGAGCGUUUGCUUUAAUAUUCCACUGAAUUAAACUAUAAUGAUGUCCUGAUGGGGAGUAAACUAACAUAACCAUCCCUUUAACCAUCCCUUUAAGUUUGGCAUUUCAUCGCCUUUGCUUUUGAGUCUGAUUACAAGAUGCAGACAAACACUGGUCAGGCAUAAACUUUCAUUUUUAGACUUGAAAUAUUCCGGUUCGUCUAAAAUGCUGAAAGUAAAUGUGGAUGUGUUUCUGCUGGAAUAUUGUUUAAAAUAAAUCAGUAACCCAUAAUAUAACAGCUAACAAGACUAUAUAUGGCGAGAAAAAACAGACUCUAACAACAAUAGCCAGCAUGUCUUAAUCACUUUGUCAGCUACUUGUUAACAUUCUCUAACUUGCCUUCAUGGUUUGAUUUUUGCAUCUAAACCAAGAGGUGAUGUGUUGUACAUAUUUUGUUGAUGUUUAAGUUAUUUAUUUAAUGUUUAUUUUCAGCUUUUGUGAAUUAGUUUUGUUAUUUGAAGAUGUACAAAAUGAAGGAUUUUGUGUUGUUUUUUUAAAUUGCUACUUGUUCAUUUCUAUUUGAAAAUACUCCGGUCCUGAAGGAUAUUUAAUAAGUGCCUUGUUGGCAUGUAUGUGUAAAUAACUUCUGUUUUUUCUAUAUUUUUAAAAAAUUCAGAUUGAAAAUAAAAGGUUGAUAAUU
Molecule: messenger RNA, 2309 nt
Organism: Danio rerio (zebrafish)
Lineage: Eukaryota; Metazoa; Chordata; Actinopteri; Cypriniformes; Danionidae
Gene: tamalin
Product: trafficking regulator and scaffold protein tamalin
Cellular component (GO): perinuclear region of cytoplasm; plasma membrane; glutamatergic synapse
Source: RefSeq, marked provisional